Molecule: messenger RNA, 717 nt
Organism: Neolamprologus brichardi
Lineage: Eukaryota; Metazoa; Chordata; Actinopteri; Cichliformes; Cichlidae
Gene: rassf10a
Product: Ras association domain family member 10a
Biological process (GO): signal transduction
Source: RefSeq, a predicted model, not a curated record
CCUGACGCAAGGACGCACUCCUCAUCUCCUCUCCGGAGCAGCGCGCAGGGCUCAGAUCGAUAUGCCGGGGAGAGAGCCAUGAGGUCCCAGCAGACUGCCCCAAAACAGACCACGGAGCCGGAGAUGGAGCCGGAGGAGGGAAAGAUCUCGGUAUGGGUCUGCCGGGAGGAGAAGCUGGUCUCUGGGCUGACGAAGCGAACCACCUGCGCCGACGUGGUCAAAGUCCUGCUUGAAGAUCAGAACCUGCAGCAGGGCGCCUCGGCAGCGAUGCUGUCUGGCUCUCCUCAGUCCUACUGCGUGGUGGAGAAAUGGAGAGGCUUCGAGAGGAUUUUACCCAACAAGACCAAAAUCCUUCGGCUGUGGAGCGCCUGGGGAGACGAGCAAGAGAAUGUUCGCUUUGUCCUGGUGAAAAACGAGGCUUCGCUGCCCAACAACGGGCCCCGCAGCGCCGAGGCCCGAGUCGUCCAGAGCCGGGAGAGUGGUGGUCCGGGCGGCUUGCUCAAGGGUACCGCCCGGACCUGCUGGACCGCCGCGGCCGCCGCGGCCAACCUGUCCCAGGAGAAACAGCGGCGCAUCGUCAGGAAGGCCUUCAGAAAGUUGGACAAAAUGAACAAAAAGAAGGAGCAGACUGUUUCUAAAGAUAAAAGCUCGGUGGAAAAGAUGGAGACGUUGGUCCACUUGGUGAUUUCUCAGGACCACACCAUCCGCCAAUCUUGA